Molecule: messenger RNA, 1738 nt
Organism: Ceraceosorus bombacis
Lineage: Eukaryota; Fungi; Basidiomycota; Exobasidiomycetes; Ceraceosorales; Ceraceosoraceae
Source: the annotation of a GenBank genome assembly
AUGACUGGCUCCCCCGCGCUUUUGCCAGCUUCGCCGAGCACCGCCGAUGUCUGCUUCCCAACCCAUUUCUCCGCUCCUAGCUCUCACAGCGCCUCUCUGCAUAGCCUCUCAUUCGAGUUUGGCGAGAGUAGCCCCGAGACGAGUCCAGACACGGGCAUGAGCAUGGUCCAGAGCCCGAGCGCUGCCCUGUCGUUGGCCCUUCCAUUGCCAAACCCUCAUUCGUACACCUUCGAUAAACCACCGUUCCGAAGCUUUGGCAUUCAGUCGCCGGUCGCAUGGCCUGCCGAUGGCUUUGGAGGUAUAGAGCACGAUGCUCGCUUUGUCCCUGACCAAUUUGCCAUGCGGCUCUCGCACGUUGAUGCCUACCCAGCCGGACCCUUCCGCGACGUGGAUGGCGCAGAGGAGAUGCUGACCAUGCCGAAUGCGCCGGUGGGACUCAAGAUGGAAGCUUCCGAGCAUCCAAUGGACUUCACGCUGGAGAACAUGCCAAGCCCCUUCUCUGAAGAUCGAUCAAGCCCUAGCUCAUCUGCCCAUGCUAGCGUGCUAGGCAAUGUGAGCCCAGUGUCAGACAAGCGCCGCCGACUCGGUAGUCCUACCGGUAGUGCCAGCACGGCAAGCUCGAAAGUAGCGCAUCGCUCCAGUGACUCCAAGCGACGUUCUGGCGGAGGCACAAAGCGCAAGCAGUCCAAAAAGGGUGCAUCUCCACCUCUGCCGACGAGCGGCGCCGAUGUCCCCGCUGAAACGGAUCCUCUCAAUGGUGAAGCGCAAGCAAGUGAAGCCACUUCUCUGCCUGCUCAGCCUGCUCAGCCUGCCGCAGUGGGCCCAUCGCUUGCCACAGAGAAGCAGCCAGAAGAAGCCAAGCUUGCGCCAGCGAAAUCAUCCAAGAAAAGGGAGCCUCCUUCCGCAUCGCAGAUCACCGAAAGUGGCCAGCCUUUCCCGGUCAUUGACACGUCGGCCACUCACUCGUCGCUGUUCGUCCAUCCUGAUACAUCUGGGCUCACAAAGCGCGAGGCGAGGCUGGUCAAGAAUCGCGCUGCCGCCUUCCUCAGUCGUCAGCGCAAGCGAGAGCAGUUCGAGGAGCUCGAGAGCCGCUGUCGAAGCAUGUCACGACUGGUCUGGCGUCUGUGGGAGGUCGCUGCUGGUCCUGAUAUGCCCUGGUCGGCUUUCGGACAGACAGUGUUGCCAAUGCUGCUGGGAGAAGAGACACCAGACGUUCGCGAAGUUCUUGAACUGGUAGUCAACGCCAAAGGAGCCAGCAUCGCACCUACUGAAGACCCCUCAGCAGGGUCUUCCGUGCCGCCUCUUUCUGAUCAAGCCAGCGAAAGUUCGGAAAGCUUUAGUACACGCGGUGUCAAACGCGACCGUGAAGAGGCGGACCACACGGCCAACGCAGCGACUUCAGAUCAAGCGCCGCAAAACGAGCUGUUUUCGCUGCGCUCGCAAAUGGAAGCGUCAAACCUCAAUGAGGCUGCCUCGGCGUCGCAGUGGCCUGCAUCCAUGAAUAUGCUGAACGAGGGCAGUGCUGCACCCAGGCCCCAGAGCGGUGGCUCUUCUGCACAAGCAGGCGAUGAGCGUCCUUUUCGAUCAGGGCCGCCAGCGUCUGUGACUGACAGCAACACGCUGGCCUCUGCCCAAACCCUAGUCGUCGAACCUGAAGCUGCUGCCUACGUACAGCUCAAGCAGGCUCCCCAGUCGCUGUCCGUGCCAGAAUGUGGACAGGAAGACCAAGAGGCAUUGA